AUGAUUCUUCUUCCAAUUCAAUUCACUCUGAUUUCAUGUGUCAGUUUGGCAACAACUUUCACUGUUUAUUCUGUCCCCAUUCUCAAGUUCAUGUAUGAAUUCACUUUUCUGACACUUCAAAUCUCCAAAAUGAUGCUUUCUGUCAGCUCUGUAUGGCUAUGGGAAAUCGCGACAAACACUGAAAUCGUGGAUGCUUUCGCUAUUAUUCUCUCCGUUGUCAUAUCCACAAGUGUUCUUCUUGACAUGUUCUCAUAUGAAAUUGUCUUCACCUUCAAUUCGAACAAUAUUGAUUAUGAACAAAAUAUCGACUUGAAUUGA
Messenger RNA from Caenorhabditis remanei, 318 nucleotides. RefSeq lists its product as uncharacterized. The record is from RefSeq and is a predicted model, not a curated record. The transcript has 3 exons. NCBI's taxonomy places the organism in Eukaryota, Metazoa, Nematoda, Chromadorea, Rhabditida, Rhabditidae. The coding region runs from base 1 to 318 and encodes 105 amino acids.